GUCCUAAUGAGCUGGCUCGCGAAGAGAAAGAGCAGGGUUGACAUCUCGGCUGGACCGUGAACGUGAAAUACCUCGUAUAGCCGGGUCUCCGCCGCUUCACUACAGACCGUACCGUGGCCGCGGGAGACGGCUGUCUGCCUGGGUUCCCUUCUCUCCUCCUCCUCCUCCUCUUCUUCCUCGCAGCUUCUUCCUCCUCUCCCUGACUUUUUUUGACUGCAUGUUCAGCCACACUGCCUCCCUCUGCAUCUUCACUUCGGCCCCGCCGCAGCCCGGGCGAGCAUGGACAGUCGGGUACUCGAGCAUCCUCACGCCCAGUUCGGAGGCUCCUUGGGCGGGCUGGUGGGCUUCCCGUACGCGCUCGGCCCCCAUCACCACCACCACCAUCACCAGCACGUCUACGAGCUCGCCAGCGGGCACCAGCUGCAGUCCGCGGCCGCCGUCCCCUUCUCUAUAGACGGAUUACUUAACGGCUCCUGCUCGGCCUCGGUGGUCAGCUCCAACUCGCUGCUCUCGCCCGACAGCCAGCAGUUCAAACUCUCAGAUUCUGGGGACCCGGAUAAGGACAGUCCCGGUUGUAAACGGAGACGCACGAGGACGAAUUUCACCGGGUGGCAGCUGGAGGAGCUCGAGAAGGCUUUCAAUGAGAGUCACUAUCCGGAUGUGUUCAUGCGGGAGGCGCUCGCGCUCAGGCUUGACCUCGUGGAGUCCAGGGUUCAGGUUUGGUUCCAAAACCGACGUGCUAAAUGGAGAAAAAAGGAGAACACAAAGAAAGGGCCGGGGCGGCCUGCUCACAACUCCCACCCGACCACCUGCAGCGGCGAGCCCAUGGACCCCGAGGAGAUCGCACGCCGGGAGCAAGAGCGGGCCGAGAAGAAGAAACGGAAACAGGAGAGGAAGCUGCUGAAGUCACAGAACAAACUUCUCGCAGGUGACAGCUUCCACACACCUGGAGGUUCAGAGAGUGACAGCGGGGUCUCCCAGUUCACUGACAGCGAGCAGCAGUCUUCAAGUGUUAAUGGGACUAUUCACAUUGAACUGCCAGCAACAAAGGGUGCAGGAGGACACCAAACUGAAUCCAGCUGUGACCAAACACGACACGACUUCAGCCAACUACAAAACCACCAAAACCAAAGAACCGCAGGAGAACCGGAGCAGGUUUCUCCAGGCAGCAUGCACAGCUCCAGUCCUGAAGGCCCGAGGUCCUCUGCCCUACAGAAACGCAACCCUUUCAGUGUGGAAAGCCUCCUCUCUGACACCACGCCUCGACGGAAAUCUCAGCUGGACUUCCCCUCUUUGCCCAGUCAGAGGACACUGGUGGGUAAAGGCCACUUCUUGCUUUACCCCAUUACCCAUCAGCCCUUGGGCUUUCUAGUGCCCCAAACCGCCCUGAAGGCCUCACCGUGUCAGGACAGCAACAUUAACAGGCUCAGCCUGGGACAGCGGUGUGUGCCAAGUGAAGGGAGCCCUGCUCCCUCUGACCUCUCCAGCUUUGUCACUAAGCCUCUAAACUCGGAUCAUAUGGAGCAUAACACACAGCAUCACCACAAUCACAUUAGCAAUAGAGUGGAUGGAACGGACAUGGAGGAGUGUGGUGGGGACUGCAGUACUGGAAGAUUCCCCGUUUCUCCUCCGCCAGACAGUGUGGCUCAGGCGGCUCUGGCCAGGCUGAGCUCCACACAGUCCAGUGACAGUAGCGAGGAGAGGAGUUUGAAAGUUCGAAUGGAGGCAGCGUCCAAUGGCUGUCAAGCUGCCGAGCUGCUUGCAAAAGAGAAGGGUGCAAGAGAGGAGCGAGCGUCUCCAGACCUCUCCGAGCAUCUCAAGACAAACACAGACUGUCAAGAAACACCCGGAACAGAUGGAGAGGAUGUCGAUAUGGACUAACACUUGCAAGGAGCAAACAUAAACAAAGGACCAGGAACACCGCUCAGACUAUUCAAACAUUCCCAAAGCUCUGCUGAGACACUCUAAAACAUAUCAGGAAUCAGGAGACUUAAUUCUCAUCUAUUUUUUAAUCAUAAUGUGUGAUCAAUCCAGAUGGCCCCCAAAAAGCUGUGGCCAUCCUCAUAUUCAGACUUUAGACCUAAACACCUUUAGAAGCAGGUUCUUUAUCUCUUUUUUGGUGACCAACUUGUAACAAAAACUAGUACAAUAAACAUCUUACACACAACAAAAAUCCUCAGAUAUUGUAAAAACCAGAAAAUGAUAUUUAUAUGUAAACAUUUUGAUAAAUAAAGUUAUUGUUUAAAUUGAA
Messenger RNA from Siniperca chuatsi (mandarin fish), 2251 nucleotides. Its product is annotated as homeobox protein unc-4 homolog. Gene Ontology annotation, biological process: regulation of DNA-templated transcription. The record is from RefSeq and is a predicted model, not a curated record. NCBI's taxonomy places the organism in Eukaryota, Metazoa, Chordata, Actinopteri, Centrarchiformes, Sinipercidae. The transcript has 3 exons. Gene Ontology annotation, molecular function: DNA-binding transcription factor activity, RNA polymerase II-specific; sequence-specific double-stranded DNA binding. Bases 280 to 1881 code for a protein of 533 amino acids.